Molecule: messenger RNA, 1215 nt
Organism: Didymosphaeria variabile
Lineage: Eukaryota; Fungi; Ascomycota; Dothideomycetes; Pleosporales; Didymosphaeriaceae
Gene: TRM10
Product: tRNA (guanine(9)-N(1))-methyltransferase
Exons: 1
Coding region: 1-1215 (404 amino acids)
Biological process (GO): tRNA N1-guanine methylation
Cellular component (GO): nucleus
Molecular function (GO): tRNA binding
Source: RefSeq, a predicted model, not a curated record
AUGGAUCCGAAAGAGCGGCCAGCGAAAUUGAGAAAGUUGGAGCAUACACAAGAGACGGAAGAUACUAACAUGACUGAUCCUACCCCCACUGCUGGCCAAGUCGAAGCGCAGAACGACAAUGCACCUGGGACCCAGCCACUCAGGAAACUGGAGAAAGAACAAACAGACGUACCACAAGGAGAACCCGAAGAACCCGACGAGGCUGCGCCCAAGUUGUCCAAGAAUCAGCUUAAGAAGCAGCGCCGUUGGGAACGCUGGGAGUCUGGCCGCGAAGAUCGCAAAGUCAAGCGCAAAGAGAAAAUCAAAGCCCGGAAAGAGCGUCGCAGAGCAGAGUGGGAAGAGCAUCGCGCCGAAGGAUCAAUCUCGCAGCCUCCGCCCCUGCGAGCACCUCGCCGAGGUGACCCGCCAGGAGUACAGGUCCCGAUCACCGUCAUCUUCGACUGCAACUUCGAGGAGUACAUGCACGAUCACGAGCUAAAGAGUCUGGGGUUGCAAAUCACUCGCAGCUAUUCCGACAACCGAAAAGCCCCAUUCAGGUUCCAUCUGGGCAUCAGCAGCUGGGGUGGCAAGAUGAAAGAGAGAUUUGACGGCAUUCUAGCAAAGCAGUACACGAGCUGGAAGGGUUUCCAAUUCUGUGAAGAAGAUUUCGUCAAGACUAGUGAGAUGAGCAAGGAGUGGAUGAAGGGUCCCCAGGGAGGCAAAAUUGCGGGCGCGUUGGCCAAAGACUCCGCCGAGCACUCAACGGCCAAAGAUGAAAAGGCAGACGAAGAGGGUGAGAUCGUCUAUCUCUCAGCUGAGAGUGACAAUACGCUGGAACGCCUAAAGCCCAACAGCACAUACAUCAUCGGUGGCCUUGUCGACAAGAACAGGCAUAAAGGCUUAUGCUACAAGCGAGCGUUAGACAGCGGCAUGAAGACGGCGAAGCUUCCAAUUGGCGAAUUUUUGCAGAUGGACAGUCGAAAGGUGCUCGUCACAAAUCAUGUGCUUGAGAUCAUGCUCAAGUGGCUGGAGCACGAUGAUUGGGGCAAGGCGUUCAUUCAGGUGCUUCCGAAGCGGAAGGGUGGCGUCUUGAAGACGGAGGAAGAAAAAGGUGAAGAGGGGACAUCGGACGGAGAGGAAGAGGCGGCGGUGGAGGAAGCGGGAGAUGCUCAAUCGAUGACGGCCGCAGUUGAGGCGGUUUGCGCUGAGGGAGACAGCGACCAGGGCCCUACUUAG